Rhincodon typus (whale shark) is the source of this 7441-nucleotide messenger RNA. Its product is annotated as protein TMEPAI-like. The record is from RefSeq and is a predicted model, not a curated record. NCBI's taxonomy places the organism in Eukaryota, Metazoa, Chordata, Chondrichthyes, Orectolobiformes, Rhincodontidae. The coding region runs from base 374 to 1177 and encodes 267 amino acids. The transcript has 3 exons. Gene Ontology annotation, biological process: negative regulation of transforming growth factor beta receptor signaling pathway. Gene Ontology annotation, molecular function: R-SMAD binding. Gene Ontology annotation, cellular component: Golgi membrane; early endosome membrane.
UUGACAGUGGCGGAGGUUUGGUUGCGGCGUGAGGGGCUGCGCUACUUGAUUGUGUGAGUGUAUCGAGUGUGAAGCAGAUACAAAGUAGCACUUGGUGAUUCCGGAGCUGGCAGAGCAGUGAGAGACAGACAGACAGAGAGAGAGACAGACAGACAGAACCACGGGGACCGGUCGGGCUAACACUCCCCUGAUUAUGGUUUCUCACAACUGAGAGACAGAUACCCAGCUCCCUGCCCUCACCCAGGAACCAGCCAGCAACACUCAAGUCAGCGAAGGCUCCUCUCCCAACCCCGGGGGGCGCCUGGCUGCCUUUAUUUAACCCCGUUUCCAAAUUUUUUUUUAAUUUAUUUCCCCUUCCCUCUUCAAAUAUUAAAUGUACAACUUGAUGGGUCUGAACAGCACAGCCGCAACGAAUCAGCCCAAUGUCUCCUGCACAUGCAACUGCAAACGCUCUUUGUUCCACAGUAUGGAGAUCACCGAGUUGGAGUUUGUCCAGAUCAUUGUGAUAGUGGUGGUGAUGAUUGUGAUGGUCGUGGUGAUUACCUGCCUGCUUAACCACUACAAGCUCUCCACACGGUCUUUAAUAAACAGGCAGAGCCACAUCAGGAGGCAAGAAGAUACAUUACAGUCGCAGCAGAUCUACACACCCAGGUCGACAGACAGAUUGACGGUCCCGUCUUUCCUACAGCGAGAUCGGUUUAGUCGUUUCCAGCCCACUUACCCAUACCUGCAGCAUGAGAUUGACCUGCCCCCCACCAUCUCUCUGUCAGACGGUGAGGAACCCCCUCCGUACCAGGGGCCGUGUACCCUCCAGCUCCGUGACCCCGAGCAGCAGAUGGAACUGAACCGUGAGUCGGUCCGAGCACCCCCGAACAGGACUAUCUUUGACAGCGACCUGAUAGACACAUCCAUUUACAACAGUGGGCCCUGCCCGCCCAGCAGUAACUCUGGCAUCAGCGCUACCAGCUACAGCAAUAAUGGCCGAAUGGAAGGACCCCCGCCCACUUACAAUGAAGUCAUAGGUCACUACCCUGGAUCAACCUUUUUCCAGCACCAGCAGAACCAUGGCGUCCUUUCUGUGAUGGGAGGCAACAGACUGCAGCAUCCUCAGAACCAUGGCCUUGAGAGUACAGUUAUCCGGAACAGCAAAGACAAAAAGACCGGGCAUCCGUUCUGAGACCCACUCUGUGCACUUCAACUCAAACCAGGGGGCCCAGGUGAGCGGGGAGUGGGAGAGCAUUGUCAGCCGCACUUGCUCCUCCUUCCUCCCCUGCUCCCCCCACCCACCCCCUUCCAAUUGUAUAAAGUUAAUACUUAGCUAUAUCACAUCUGAAUUGAACAUCAAGCAUAAGGCUUCAGGUAGUUCUACUGAGCUACAUUAGAUAAGGAAGUUCCAAAUCUCUGUGUUACUUUAAAAAGAGACCUUAGUUUAAGCAAUGUAUGUAAAAUGCUGUCUUUAAUUAUCUCACUUAACUUUAAAGAAACAUUUGCACAAAAUUUUAUGUUUGAAGAACCUGCAAUAUGUCAAAUGAGAAAACUGCAUGUGGAGGCAGGAGUAUUUUUGUAAUAGAAAUGGCCUAUACGAAAAUGACUUUUUUUGUUUCGUUCCUAGAGGAGAGAAUUGGCAAUUUUUGGAGUGCCAUCUCAGUGUGUCUCUAAACAUUUCUGUAUAUUAAAAAAGGGGGUUUGGAGUUAUUUAUGAACACUUUUGAAACAUUGCACUAUUUUGUAAUAUGAGUAACAAGCAGACACUUAUAAUAGUGAUGGCCUCCAGUGUCUGCCACAGAUGUAUGAACAAGCAAAGACGCUCUUGAUUAUAGAAGUGCUGAGCUACACAGAUAAAGUCCUACAGGCCCCAGAUCCAUUGGGAAAAGAAACUGCAAUGGUUUUCUGAAAAAAAUAGAGCAAAGCUAAAGGGUUAUGACAUUCAGAAGAAAUUGUGCUUUAAGAUUAGAAAAUGGGAGUUGCAAGGAAUCUCAUCUGCUCUUCCUUGUGACUCUUUGUGACAUGAUGGACCCAAUACUGUGAAUCCAGCUUGCAGGACAUCUUCGGAAAAAUCAUCAGGAUAGAAAAUAGUCAUGGAAAAGAUAACCAAAGACACAGUCCUCUUUAUACCCAGUGUGGGGUAAUAAAAUAUGAUUUGUGACAAUUUUGGUACCUUUUAGCAUGUCUGGAAACAAAAGUAUAGUAACUUUUAUUAAGAGACCGUUCCUUUUAAUGUCAACACUGGUCCCAUUUUUGAAUUGUUUCAAGUAAAUGUGAUGGUGUUAAUUGGAUGCAAAUCAAGUUUGGAAAAUACUGUAUGCUUUGGGAGUCAGGAUAGGGGUCCAGGACAAGAAUGAUGAUUUUGCAUAUUGUGACUUGGAUAUGGGUUUGGAUGUGUGAAUGAAGUCACUGGUAAUGCAAGGUGCACUUUUCCCUCCCUAAACCAAUUAUUGAGAUGUAGUUUGGGCAGUGUGAAGUUGGCUCACGCUUCAGAAAGGACUGUUAUUCUCUCUCUUUCCCAACUAUAAGUACAAAAUUCCCAAAUGGGAAUAGAAGAACAAAGUACAGCUAUUAUAUUGGGAAAGGGAGGAUUAGACACAGAGGCUUGGAUGAUCACUUCAAAUAGGAAAGUUCAGUUGGCAUUUUGAUCACUUCCAUUUGAAGUCAUAAUGGCUGAUAUACCAACUUUGCUUUUUCUGCAUGCAAGUUUGAAGUUUGGUAUGUAAAUACCCACAUUUAUACAUCUGCCCGUUUGCUCAAGGUAGCCCAAUGAUUUGAAGAUGGACAGGAGUUGAGGGUUCUAUCCAGUCUGACUGACUGAAGAUUGGUGAUUAGUUAAAAUGUACUUUUCCUUACCUCUCGAUUAUGCUCCUCCAGUGGGGAAUGAUGUACUCAAACAACCGCAGUUCUCAAUUGCAUCAUUGUGUCCAUUCCCUGACCAAGCCAUUAGCCCACUAUCACUGGCAGCUCCAAAGAUGUAUAUCCCCAGUUUCACACUUUCAGUAACUCAUGUGAACCUCAAGAUGGCAUCUACUUUCCAAUUUAUUAUAUUAUUGGCCAAAUAGUAUUGAAGCUUUAAAAAGGUGUCUAUGAGCUAGAUCCCUCUUUUUUUGGUUUUUUAUGCCAGUAUCAGGUUUGGUGCUCCACUCGGGUUUGUCAUAACAGAAGAAAUCUCUAGAGAGAAUCCAUCGGAAAUGGACCCCACAGACUUAUCACAGGGCAUGGAGAACGGCAGAGGCGCUGAUUCAUUUUAGAGCAAAUGUGUUAAUGGAACCGUUCAAUCAGCUGGUGAUGAUGACAGAUCUUAUACAAAUCAUGCGUGGUACCUUGCUUACACUACUUUUGGAGGGAGAUUUUUCAGACGUGUCUUUAAUUCUGCCUUUGGUAUAUCGGGCACUGUUAAAUAUUCUCUUGUUGUCCAUAUUAAUCAGAGUCUAAAGGGUGAUAACAUGGUCCUGUAACCUUUUUGUUUGCACGCAUCAGACUGUUGCUGCCCUUGCCUGGUUUUCAGAUUUGUCAGUUCAUGGUCUUGGCUGCCAAGACCGAGUGUCAUCUAAAAUGUAAGAAUGAGCUGACAUGCAAUUCCCACAAGGGAUGUGAACCAGUCUUGAGCACCAGUCUAGAGAUCACUGCCUGUUCCUUCAUUUUCCUGGGAUAAGGAAAGUUGCAAUCUCCCUUUUGCUUAAAGACCUUAUUGACAAGUUAUUUUCCACUGGACAAGUACUCAAAUUCUCAAGCAGGGUAGCUCCCCACUAUUCGCCAGGUAGGCAACCUGGGUAACUCUACUCUUCCACAGCUUACUAGAUAUUAUUCUUGACUUCUGAUUUCUGAUGGAAAAGAUAGGUUAAUGUUGACUUAAGAGUCUGGGUAGACGUUAAUUGACUUGUUAAUGGGCCAUUUGCUAGGGGAUUGAUCAGUUUUUUUUUCUUCCAGUUCCUGCUUUAUUGCUGCAUGACAGAGAAACAUACACUGUGCAAUUUAGCUCUACAGCUACCAUUGUUUCAGACUGCACUACGUUGUACCUUUUAACCUAUGGGCUGCCAGAAUUUCCCACACAUUAGUUUUAACGACAAAUGUUGUCUUGAAGUGUAGGACUGUGGAGAGUGGGCUGAAGGCUGAGAAUUUCACUGUUUCCGCUCUUUGGAAUUUGCUUUCUCUGAAAUUGCUUCAUGGCCCCGACCACUCUAUUGCUAUUUGACGUUUGUCAUUUCGGCACAGUGAGGUGCUGAUUACUGAAGAUUCUUCACAAGUUGCUACGUGUUUGAGACAGUGUGUUUGUUGCUCUUAAGAUGGGUCUAUUAAGAGUUUUGCAGGCUGGGAGAGGAAUCGUCCAUGUGCAAUUCAGAAGGGGAGAGAGAACAGAGUGACCUUUAUCUUAAGAAUUCCACUUUACAUUAACACUCCUGGGUUCCACAAGUUUUGUCUCUUGUUAAAAGUGCUGCUUUGUUCAAUUAACCUCCCCUACCCACCACCCCCCAUCUUUAUUUCCUCUUACACCCUCACUGCCAUCCCCUGCAACUAUCUCUCUCUCUCUUUGGUGCUGUGUAUAGCUUGAAUAUAUUCACACAUCCUCCCCAGUGGUGAAAGAAGAAUUUGUAUUAUGGAUAUUGCAUGUAGUUUAAAAAUAGUAUUAACCAAAUGAAUGGAAUCUGUGAAACCUAACUUGCACCACCAUUGCAUGAUGUUACAGUCGAGUUCUGUUCAGUCUAAAGUCAAGAAUGGAUUAAAGAGGACCCAUGUAAGGUAUUAUUACUUUGACAGGUUUAUUUCCUAUAUUGGUUUUACAAUAAACAGCUAAGCACUGUAAAAGACAAGAGUUGCAACUCCUGCACUUUGUAACUGUGAUUUUUCAGAGCUUGGAAUGAUGCUGGUUUUAUUACAUCAGAAAUGUUUCUUAAUUAAAAGGAGUGGUUAGAGAAGUGAGAUUGGGAUGAUGAAUGGAAACCACUGGUGAGGAAUCCAGCUGCUGCCUGUAGUACCAGUCUGCCCUAUUGUCCAGUUUGAGAGUGGCUGAUGACCAUAACCUGACCUUGUUAAAAGCCAAAUAGUCCACUGUCUUACCACAAAUGGAAUGGUUUGUUUUGUAGGAGUGUGAUAUAUUUAGAAAAAUGCACUGAAAAAACUUUUCCUUCCCCUAAAAGCUCACCCUCUGAAUCAAUGAACAGCAAUAGCUGAAAAUGCAGUAUUCGAACAGUCAGUAUUGAACCCUGUUGAAUGCCCAUGUGUAUGUAAUAGCAGCCAACUUCCCUUCCAUAAGCUUCGACCGGAAGUUUAAAAUAAACUGUACCAUAGAGUGACAGGGAAGACUAAACCCCUUGCAUCAGACUGGGCCCUGCCCCCAGCAGGAGAGCUGCUCGAAAUCUUCUUGAAAACUUUAGAAGGGCUGCUGUUUAAAAUCUGAAUAGCACAUUUACAAUGUCAUCUUCUCACGUUAACUGUUAGCUGUUCAGAAGCAAAAUAGACAGAGAUGGGGGGUUUCUUUCGAAUAGCACGCUAAAAGAAUUUUGAUUUUCCUUUCACUUCCACACCCCGUACUCGGUUCCAAUCAAAUUGAACAAAAUCUGCUGCAGGCGUUUGUCAAAAUAUCUCUCUUGACUAUAAAAAGCAGCGGAGCUCGGCCAUUUCUCCGCAUUCAACUUGACUGAGCAGCUCUUCGUUCAACCUUCUGCCCGAGUUGAAAUGAGGGAGUAAAGAGCGAUUCCUCUCAGUCCUUUCACACUGCUGUCCCCGGCAGUGAAAGAGGCAGCGCUGCAUUGGUGAAGGCAAGUCCCUGUUUCGGGUGAGUAUGGCCAGCUCAGAAAGGGAACUGGAGGCAACGCAGUAUGGAGCUAGAGGAACACAACAGGUCAUCAGAGGAGCACCCCUCUGAAGGGUCCAGACCCGAAACAUCAACUUUCCUGCUCCUCAGAUACUGCCUGGCCUGCUGUGUUCUUCCAGCUCCACACUGCUGUCUUUGACUCCAACAUCGGCAGUUCUUGCUAUCUCCCUGGAAACUGGAGGCGUUCGCCCUUGUCUUCUGCCUGCGGUCCCCUACUCUCAGCACAAUGUCUGUCUCCUUUCUAUUCCUCUUUAGGUGCUUGACUUUUGUUUAAUGAUCUGAUUUAGAUCCCAGUGCAAAACUUGCUCGUGGAUUUCUAAAUUCUCCUUCUAGCCUUUUGGCUCAAUUUACAACCGACUACCCGACACAAUAUUAUAAUAUGUAAUACAUUUCCAGGUAAUCAAUCCUUUUAUUUGGUGCGGUUGGGGAACAAAAAAGUCCAUCCAACCUUUCACUCGGCAGCUCCGAGGAUUCUUGGCAGUAAACUGUUGCUGAGGUUUUAGCUCAUCUUUUGGGAGGAUUUGCAGUUUGCGACCUGAAUUUGCUGUGUGGCUCGGGGGUGAAGUUUUAGACGGAGUUUUUUUACCCAAGCAGUAAGUCUGAUCUCCAAGAUUCCCCACCCUCUGGAUUUUAACUCCUCGUCAGCUUUUUUUUUAAAGUUGAGAUGUUUUAUAAAGGAAUACUAGGGAGAAAAAUUCCGUUGGGUUUGGAAGGUUGUUCUGGCUUUAUUUUUAAAACUAAGCUUUUCUACAAGGACUCUGCUUAGAACCGCGGGGUUUAAACUUUGUGUGACGCGUACAAUACUUUUCAAGGCAGUAAAAAAGAAACUUUUUUCUCUCAUUGAAGUAACUGUGGACUCUGCUGAUUUACAAAGAGAUCCCCUAAGUACAAACUUAUUGUGUACGUGACUACUGGUGUUUAUUUUCAAAAAUAAAAGGCAAUCUCUCUUGUCACUAGGGUUUGAGUUACCAUGAAGAGAAGGAUAUUUCACGAGCGAAGCCCCCUUUUCUCUGAAUAAAGGUGGGGAUUCUGUGUUUCUUCCCCCCCCCCCCCAAAAAAAAGUUAUAAAAUACCCGGAGCUUAUUCAAUAUGUACAGUUUCUGCUGGGAAUCUCGGGUUAUCUCUGGAGGGAGUAGGCCAGGCUGGUCACAGGGACUCGUUUUAGACGUAACUUGAGGGACACUUCAAAAGUACUGGCUUCUUCAGAGUGCUUUAGUGCGCCUCUGUGCAAGAAUUCCUGGUGGCAACACUGACUUUUAUAUAUAUAUAUAUAUAUCUAUAUAUAUAAAUGAGAGCGAAAUCAUUCCUAUCAUUGCAUUGUUGCAUUCGUGUAUUUGGUGCCCGUUAAACCUGCCUCUUUCUGUAAACUAUUAGUGGUAUUAGAAUUGAUUUUAUAUACCCUCUGUGUCCUCCCCACCCCUCCCUCCCUUACAUCACCAACCCACUACCACCCGGCUAUUUUAUGCAUUAACGCAUUUGCAGCGUGUUCGAAGUGAUGAGAUUAAUCACAAUUAUUUUUAUUUUAUUUUGUUUUCAGACGCUUGUGGUCGACUUUGCAGCGAUCACAUUUGAAACAACAAAUUUAAAAAAAAACAAAACAGUUUUAAAAAAAAGAAAAAUAAAUGAGAUAUAAACAUA